Messenger RNA from Electrophorus electricus (electric eel), 2405 nucleotides. It is a transcript of the gene igfbp6b, whose product is annotated as insulin-like growth factor binding protein 6b. Gene Ontology annotation, cellular component: extracellular region. Gene Ontology annotation, molecular function: insulin-like growth factor II binding; fibronectin binding; insulin-like growth factor I binding. NCBI's taxonomy places the organism in Eukaryota, Metazoa, Chordata, Actinopteri, Gymnotiformes, Gymnotidae. The record is from RefSeq and is a predicted model, not a curated record. Gene Ontology annotation, biological process: regulation of insulin-like growth factor receptor signaling pathway.
GUCCCAGCCCCUGAAGGUGUCAUAACUGUGCUCUCUCCCUCUCGCUCUCUCUAUCACCGCCUUUCAGAUCUUUAAAAGCUGCUGCUUGCUGCGUCUCUCCCUCGUUCUCGGAUCGUAUCCUCCGGCACUGCGGUGGGACUCCUGGCCGCUGUGCAACUGAGCAGGCUGAGCACCAAGCAAAGCUAAGGAACAGGCAAAGAGCACAGAGAGGUGGGGGGGGAAGAACGGAGACGGACCUCCAGAAAUAGCAUCAGCCACGUACAACAGGAGAGGGAACAUGGACAACCUGAGACAGGAACGCAAGAUGCCUUCCCUCUCGAACUUGAUGACCAUUGUCCUGUUGCUCAUCACCCACUGUGGAAGCUGGACUCUGGCCAACCGCUUGGGCCCCCACAAGGUCUGCCCAUCCUGCAAGGACCCAAUGGGCGCGGGCCGGGCCUCUCGGGAGCACGCAGGGGGGUCCUCGGCCAGCACGGCCGCCCUGGCGCUGGGGGAGCCCUGCGGGGUGUACACCCUCGGCUGUGCCAAGGGCCUACGCUGCAUGCCUCCGCCGCGCGAGCACAGCCCCCUCCAGGCACUGCUGCAGGGCAGGGGCUUCUGCAUCAAGCACAGCAGGGCAAGUCCCACGGAGAGACCCCACCUCGCAGGUCCCCAUCCUUCACACAGUGGUGAAAUAGAUAAGGCUCCGUGCCGGAAGCUACUCAAUGCCAUGUUGCGGGGACUCGAGCUCACUGUCUUCCAGUCUGACCGUGACAUCUACAUCCCCAACUGCGACACGCGCGGCUACUACAGGAAAAAGCAGUGUCGGUCCUCCAAAGGCAUGCAGCGCGGCCACUGCUGGUGUGUGGAUGAGCUCGGCGUUGCCGUGGCGACACGUGCUGGCGAGGACGGCGCGUUACCGUGCGACGGCGAGUGAGGGCGGCCUGCAGCCCCACGACUCUGAGCCAGGAGGAAGAAGAGGAAGAGGAGAGGCACCUAGGAAGAGGGGAUGACAAUUAGCUUGCGCUAGACACUGCCUGGUCAGGAGACUCCAGGGAUAGACCACUUCAUAGGAGGAACCAAUCACCCCACCCCACCCCACCCCGCGCCAGAGCUCCGCCACUAAACUGAAGGUUCAUUCACUGCCAUAAGCACAAAGCCAAUAACUGCUCAAUCAUUUCUGUGUGUAAUAAACUAGGUCACUUCAAACUGAGAGUUCAGUCCCUGGCCCCAUAGUAGAGUCACUUUCUCUUCAAAAUAUCCACCACUGCCUGCGUCUUGUGUCUUUCUCCAUAGGCCGCUAUGCCAGUGUGCUUUUUCCGUGUUGCGUUUAACCUUCCCCACCAUCCCCUCUCCCUCUCUCCAAAGAUACACUGACUAAACUAGACAUAUGAAAAGAAAAUAUACCUUUCCAUCUAAUUUAUUCUGGAGUAUUACUAUAUUUCCUUGAAGCAAUGCAUACUUCUGAACUGUACUUGUUGUCAUGUAAUCACGACAUUGACACAAUAUCCUGUGUGCACAUGAUUUAGGAAUGAUUUAGGAAUGCAUUCAGUCCUUUCUUUUGUGUCAAAGUGACACUCUGACCGCUAAUAUACAUAGUAGAUUGUUUGUACAUAAAUGCAUUUAUUUGUGGUAUAUAAUGCCAUGGGGUGACAGGUUCAUAAGAGCUGAUGGCUGUUACUCUUUCUGAGAAGGCAUAUUUUUAUAUACUUCAAUAUGAUAUUUUAUAUAUAAAUUUUAUUUAAUGAUCUACAAUACCAUGUAUUUUUAUAUUGUCAGCUUUUUCUCAUUGUCAAGACACAGAACCUAUUUUAUUUCAUGAAAAAAGAGAACACCAUGCUUUAAUGUCACAUUUAUGAAAAAGCGAAACAAAAACACAUAUUUAAAUACACCCUUAAGAUAUAUACUGCUGUACAUGUUUUUUUCAAUAUUACAUUAUUUCAUGAUGUUUACUAUUUAUGUUGAAUAUUCAAAAUUGAAAUGUACUACAAUAAUGCUUGAUUUAAAAUAUUUCGAAUUUUGUUCAAAUGACGCAUUUAAGAUUUUCGUUUCAAAGUCUGGUAAUAUUUUCUAAUUUGUGAAUGCAUAGAGAAAACAAAUAUGAUAGUGCUUUAAAAAACAAACAAACAAAAAAAACAUAAUUCAUUAUUUUGUUGUAUCAGUGUAUGUGCCAGUGGUGGUUCCAGGUCCUUGCAAAGUAGACUUUGCAAAAAUGCAAAUUACAAGCGGUCUAACAAAGAAAAAUAAAUAAAAUGAAACAAUAUGGAGAAAAGCACAACCAUGUCAAUGUUAUAAAUGACAAUGUACUAUUAUUCAUUUUGGAGCUUCUAAUUGAAAGGAACUAAAUGUAAGAUGCCUAUAUACUGUGUACCUCAACGUCACUAAAACUGAUUGAAAAGAAACAUUAAAAAUUAUUUUUGUGGCAA